CAUGAAUCUUUCAGUUGACUAACGUUUGUCAACAAUACACGUACUUUAACAAGAAAUAACAAGAAAUAAAUGAGAGGAAUCGUUAUUCGUUUUUGAGUUCAUAAUCAUAGUUUAUCAAUAAUUAUAAUAUAUCAAUAAUAUUUCCAUCAAUUAAAAAUAAUUUUAAAAAAAUCUUUCAUUCUUUUUCUAUUUUUAAAAAUUAUAAUUUUUUAAGAAUUUUAAGUGAUUAGAAAUAUUUUCUAUUAAUUUUAAAAAAAUUUAUGCAACAUGGAUGCAAUAAUCGCUAGAAAUAUAAUCGAAUUAGCUGGAGCUAUGAUGGAAGAAUUCGAAUCUGUAUGGACUAAGAUAAAUAAAAUAGAUCCUAGCCAAGUCAAUUAUCGCAUAAUGAAAUUAUACUUGAUACAUAUAAAAGAGCAACGAAAUUUGAUCGUCAAAGCUAUUUCUUUUGAUUCCCAUAAUUUUCCAAAUCUUCUCACUAUAAGAAAGUGUUUCUUGCAAAAAUUUAUUGAAUUUGUACCUGCAGUACAAACAUAUUUGAUAAAAUUCAAGGAAUUUGAUAUAGACCAAGUAAAAAUAAUUGAAGCAAAAUCUUAAGAAUAAUGAAAGUGAUAAUUCUUUAAAAUUAAAAAAAUUUUUUCAUUUCAUUGCUAAAAAUAUAUUAAACUUGUUUUCUUUUAGAUUCAUUUCUUCUUAAAAAUAUUCUAUUUCGAUUAAAUAUUAUCCAUUAAAUAUUAAAUUACUCAAAUAAUAUUUUUCACAAAUCAUUUAAUUCAAAAAUUAAUAUCAUUUUAUAUAUUUUUAUACAUAUAUUAAUUUAUAAUUUCUUCAAUUCUUGCAAUAAAACAUGAUGUUGUUUUUUA
Apis cerana (Asiatic honeybee) is the source of this 860-nucleotide messenger RNA. RefSeq lists its product as uncharacterized. The record is from RefSeq and is a predicted model, not a curated record. Lineage: Eukaryota; Metazoa; Arthropoda; Insecta; Hymenoptera; Apidae.